This is a messenger RNA of Melospiza melodia melodia, 2279 nucleotides long. RefSeq names its product RUNX family transcription factor 2 (gene RUNX2). The coding region runs from base 24 to 1400 and encodes 458 amino acids. Gene Ontology annotation, biological process: regulation of cell differentiation; ossification; hemopoiesis. NCBI's taxonomy places the organism in Eukaryota, Metazoa, Chordata, Aves, Passeriformes, Passerellidae. The transcript has 6 exons. The record is from RefSeq and is a predicted model, not a curated record. Gene Ontology annotation, molecular function: ATP binding; DNA-binding transcription factor activity, RNA polymerase II-specific; RNA polymerase II cis-regulatory region sequence-specific DNA binding. Gene Ontology annotation, cellular component: nucleus.
UUCGCUAACUUGUGGCUGUUGUGAUGCGUAUUCCCGUAGAUCCCAGCACCAGCCGGAGGUUCAGCCCCCCCUCCAGCAGCCUGCAGCCCGGCAAGAUGAGCGAGGUCAGCCCGGUGGUGGUAGCCCAGCAGCAGCAGCAGCAGCAGCAGCAACAGGACGCGGCGGCCGCCGUGCCCCGGCUGCGCCCCCACGAUAACCGCACCAUGGUGGAGAUCAUCGCUGACCACCCCGCCGAGCUGGUCCGUACCGACAGCCCCAACUUCCUCUGCUCCGUGCUGCCCUCGCACUGGCGCUGCAACAAGACCCUCCCGGUGGCGUUCAAGGUGGUGGCCUUAGGAGAAGUGCCCGAUGGGACGGUGGUGACCGUCAUGGCUGGAAACGAUGAGAACUACUCUGCAGAGCUGCGAAACGCUUCUGCCGUGAUGAAGAACCAGGUGGCCAGAUUUAAUGACUUACGAUUUGUGGGCAGAAGUGGAAGAGGGAAGAGCUUUACUUUGACAAUAACUGUCCUGACAAAUCCCCCCCAAGUUGCUACAUACCACAGAGCUAUAAAGGUUACAGUGGAUGGGCCAAGAGAGCCAAGAAGGCACAGACAGAAGCUUGAUGACUCUAAACCUAGUUUGUUCUCUGAGCGCCUCAGUGAUUUAGGGCGCAUUCCUCAUCCCAGUAUGAGAGUAGGGGUCCCGACCCAGAGCCCACGGCCCUCUCUGAACUCUGCACCAAGUCCUUUUAAUCCUCAAGGACAGAGUCAGAUUACAGACCCCAGGCAGGCGCAGUCAUCCCCGCCAUGGUCCUAUGACCAGUCUUACCCAUCCUACUUGAGCCAGAUGACUUCACCGUCCAUUCACUCCACAACUCCCCUGUCCUCCACUCGAGGCACGGGACUUCCAGCCAUUACCGAUGUGCCCAGACGCCUCUCAGGUGCUUCAGAGCUGGGCCCAUUUUCAGAUCCCAGGCAGUUCACAAGCAUUUCAUCCCUCACUGAGAGCCGCUUCUCCAACCCACGAAUGCACUAUCCAGCCACCUUUACCUAUACACCGCCAGUCACCUCAGGCAUGUCACUGGGUAUGUCCGCAACCACUCACUACCACACCUACCUACCACCUCCCUACCCCGGCUCUUCCCAAAACCAAAGUGGACCUUUCCAGACCAGCAGCACUCCAUAUCUCUACUAUGGCACUUCGUCAGGAUCAUACCAGUUCCCCAUGGUGCCGGGAGGGGACCGCUCCCCUUCCAGGAUGCUCCCGCCGUGCACCACCACGUCCAACGGCAGCACACUGCUAAACCCUAACUUGCCCACCCAGAGUGACGGGGUGGAGGCGGAUGGCAGCCACAGCAGCUCCCCAACCGUCUUGAAUUCUAGUGGCAGGAUGGAUGAGUCCGUUUGGAGGCCGUACUGAGAUUUCUUCCGUAGCCGGCCCGACCUCCGCAAGCCAAAAACAAAAAUUCACCAAACCACCAAACAGUCGACUAACUACGAAGUGCCUGUUUUUUGUUUCUUUUUUUUUAAAAAAAACCAGAUUUUACCAAUAUGUGCAACUGUGUAGAUGGGAUGAUAAUGGCCAUAAAUAACACAAGAGUUACCAACAUACCACAACCCAUGUUUCAGAUUAUGUGAAUCAAAACACAUAUUUUCUUUUUCUUUUUUCCCCUUGGAAGCAUUUUACCUUGUUUUAUAUUUAAAAUGUACUUCCUACACACACACAGACACAAAAAAAAUCACCCCCUCCUUUUAUUUUCUUUCUUUUUUUUUUUUGGUAUUUUUUCUUCUACUUUUUUUCCCCUAGAGUUUUGUAAUAACUAGUGAGUACUUUUGCCAACAAGGAGAGAACGGACUCCCCGGCUAUCAGGAGAAACAUGGUGAUGCAAGGCAAAGGCUGCAUUCCCUUUUAUUUUAAUAGAAAACCAGAACUAGCCAUGAACUCCAGAUACAGUUGCAAUCAUACAACGUAUGGGACCCUCUCCACACCUGUAGUGCAAUUCACCUGGUUUGUAUUGGUGCACAUAAAAAGGAAAGCAAAGAGCAAGUUGCUUCCAUUUUGCUAUGAUCCAUUCAGACGAAAACAGCUGUCCCAAAAAACUCUGUCCGAGCCUUGCUGUGCAUAACGGUUGGAAUUUCUGUGUUCAUUGCUUUCUUGGUUUGUUUUUGGGUACUUAAAGAGAAUGAGUUUUCAAGUUAGGUGAGCCAACCCCAGGGUUUCCUUUUUGCUUUUGUAUCCGUUCGUUUUGCCUUCGAUUAGCCAAAAACCAAAAAUAAUAACCAAAACCUUGAAAAACAA